UUGAGAGAUGCAUGAGUGUAAUGCAGUCCGGGACACAGAUGAUCAAACUGAAGCGUGGGACCAAAGGCCUCGUCCGGCUCUUUUACCUGGAUGAGCACCGGACCCGCCUCCGAUGGCGACCUUCUAGGAAGAGUGAGAAGGCAAAAAUUCUUAUUGACUCCAUUUAUAAAGUCACCGAGGGCCGGCAGUCUGAAAUAUUCCACAGACAAGCUGAGGGGAACUUCGAUCCUAGCUGCUGCUUCACCAUCUACCAUGGCAACCACAUGGAGUCCCUGGACCUCAUCACCUCCAAUCCUGAGGAAGCACGCACCUGGAUUACCGGCCUCAAGUACCUGAUGGCCGGCAUCAGUGAUGAGGACUCCCUCGCCAAGAGGCAGAGGACCCAUGACCAGUGGGUGAAGCAGACCUUUGAGGAGGCUGAUAAGAAUGGCGAUGGCUUAUUGAAUAUUGAAGAGAUACAUCAAUUGAUGCAUAAACUAAAUGUCAGUCUGCCCCGAAGAAAAGUCAGGCAAAUGUUUCAGGAAGCUGACACAGAUGAGAAUCAGGGAACUUUGACAUUUGAAGAAUUCUGUGUGUUUUACAAAAUGAUGUCAUUGAGGCGAGACCUAUAUUUGUUGCUCUUGAGCUACAGUGAUAAGAAAGAUCAUCUAACAGUGGAAGAACUGGCUCAGUUUUUGAAGGUGGAGCAAAAGAUGAAUAAUGUGACAACAGACUAUUGUAUUGACAUCAUAAAGAAGUUUGAAGUUUCAGAAGAAAAUAAGGUGAAAAAUGUCCUUGGCAUAGAAGGCUUCACGAGCUUCAUGCGCAGUCCUGCUUGUGACGUGUUUAAUCCCUUGCACCAUGAGGUGCACCAAGACAUGGAUCAGCCUCUGUGUAACUACUACAUCGCUUCCUCUCACAACACGUACCUGACUGGGGACCAGCUCCUUUCCCAGUCCAAAGUGGAUAUGUACGCGCGGGUGCUACAAGAGGGCUGUCGCUGUGUGGAAGUUGACUGUUAUGGCCCAGAUGGAGAGCCAGUAGUACACCAUGGAUAUACCCUUACUUCAAAAAUUCUCUUCAGAGAUGUUGUGGAGACCAUCAACAAGCAUGCCUUUGUGAAGAAUGAGUUCCCGGUGAUAUUGUCUAUUGAGAAUCACUGCAGUAUCCAGCAGCAAAGGAAGAUUGCACAGUACCUGAAAGGGACAUUCCAGGACAGACUGGACCUGUCGUCUAUAGACACAGGAGAAUGCAAGCAGCUCCCAAGUCCUCAAAGCUUGAAAGGCAAAAUCCUAGUGAAG
This is a messenger RNA of Castor canadensis (American beaver), 1280 nucleotides long. NCBI's taxonomy places the organism in Eukaryota, Metazoa, Chordata, Mammalia, Rodentia, Castoridae. The record is from RefSeq and is a predicted model, not a curated record.